AUGUUGUUUCUGGCUUCUCUUUACGUUGCCCUCUGCUUUGCGGCGGGGGUGUUUUCGGCGGAUCUACUCAUGAUAGAUACGCUCAAGGCCGAAGAAUAUAAUCGAGCCAUUGCUGCCGGCUUCAGCGUUGAUGUCGUGACAAAAGCGGUUUUCAACUCCAUGACAACAGAGCAAUUUUCAGUCUAUAGAGCAAUUGUCAUUGGGGACCCAUACUGUAGCGGUAUCAGCAAUAUUGCCUUCCUAGAUACCAACAGAAAUGUGUGGUCAAGUGCCAUCACGGGCAACAUUGUCUUGAUCGGAACCGAUCCGAGUUUCCACGCAAAAUACGGAAACAUCGCCGGAGCCCGGAACCUGAUGACCAAUUCCAUAGGCUUCGCAGCCGGUCAAGCCGGAGAAACGGGGCUUUAUAUCGCCAUGUCUUGUUAUGGUGCUCAGACCCCCAUCUCAGCCCUCACCUUCUUCGGAACCUUCAACAUGGCCUACUCGUCGUCCUGCAAUGUGCAUAUUGUCGCCUCAUCCCCCGCUCUGGGCACGCUUGCUGAUAGAUCUAACCCAUUCUUACCCCUCGCCAUCGUGAAAGGGGCGACUGGCGCCGGAUCAAUGACUUACGGAGAUGGGACCUCAGGUGUCCCGUACAUCUUGGCUCGUGGUGCAACACCUGCCGGGUGUGGUGACGGAAUCUGGCAGCCUAAGAUUGGCGAGGAGUGUGACAACGGAGCAUUAUUGAACGGCGCGGAUGGCAAUGAAUGUUCACUCGCUUUCAUCGUCAACUACGGAAUCAUCAACUACCACAGAAUCAACUACCACAGAAUCAUCUACCACAGAGUCGUCUACUACAGAAUCGACUACAACAGAAUCGUCUACAACAGAAUCGUCUACUUCAGAACCGUCUACUACAGAGUCAUCAACCACAGAUUCGUCUACCACAGAGCCAUCAACCACAGAAUCGUCUACUUCAGAACCCGCGUUGUCUACGAAUUCCUCCUCAACGACCUCUACCCCAUUCUUCGGGAACACCACUUCCGAACCCUCCUCGACGGCUUCAUCCUCUUUGACAUCUUUCGUCCCAGCCGGCUCAGAUUCUUCAUCGACCUCAGCAUUAAGCUCGGGCCCUUCCGAUUCUUCGCUAAGGACUCCAUCUUUCACCGGCCUAGCGACUUCGAUAUCUACAACCGCUCCUACUUCGUCAGUAACAACCCGCAGCUCGAGCAGCUCAGGAAGCUCAAGCAGCUCAAGAAACUCAAGCAGCUCAAGCAGCUCAAGCAGCUCAAGCAGCUCAAGCAGCUCAAGCAGCUCUACUGGGCCCUCUCCCUCAACGACAGCACCAAUCUCAAGCAUUCGGACAACGUUCAUCUGAUCGACUCCGCUGGAAAUGUGGAGGUCACGUCAACGUGCACACAGGCCACCUUAUUCGCCAUCACCAUCGACGGCCGACUGAUCGUUAACUCUCUCGUCGCUCGGGCACUGCCAGCCAGAAUCGCAGCCGGCUCGGAACCAUUGACAUUUGCCUCGCCUGUAGCUGGACAAGUCGAUACCACCUUCCUCACCAAUGGAGGCCAGAUAUCAUGGAACAAUGCUGCUUUUGGUAACGGAAAUGCCAUCUUCGCUUUGAAUCCCACAAGCCAGUUGAUCGAGGUAUUUUACAGUGGCACACCUCCAUCGACCUACCCAGCCAUUACCUUCCGGAUCGUUCCCGCUGCAACUGUUGCCGAUGCAUGCCCAGUAUUAGCUGGAGGACUGACCUCCGGUUCUACAAUUCCGACCACGUCUCCUGGUACAGUCUCCAUACCUGCAAGCAUUCCACACGCUAGCCUUAAACCAGUCGGCCUUGAGAAGUGUGUCUUCGUCAGCAUUUACACAGUCACUGUUGGGGGCGAGAGGCGUACCAUCACUAAGCCCACACACACCAGUACGAAAUUCAUAUACCGGAGCGCCGUCCCAGAUUCUCCUUGCUAUGCCUGUUUACUGGCCUCGCAGAACAUCGAAUGCCCGACCGAUGACAAAAACAAAUUCACAGUCGUCACCUCAUCAUGCACAGGAUCUAAUUCGGCGUUAUUUACAGCGCCCAGCGCGGUCUACACCCCUUGCCCUACUUGCACGGCCACCACCCUGCGCGGUGCGGCCAUUACGCCCGGUCCAGCCGGGAUCCAGAACUCAGCGGGAUUCUCACCCGUGAAGACCGUCACAAUUGGCGGGGGUCAGGUCAUCUAUGGCUCUUUGUCCAGCGACGGACGCGUGAUCAACACUGCGGUUGCCCUGUCAGCAAAUGCUCCUCAAGUGACUGGCGAACAAAAGGCACUACCUGCGAAUGCUACUCCUUCCCCUGCGCCUCUCGUCACUGCAAACGCUCAGCCUGUGCCAGUCGAUUCUACCAGCAGAGCUCCCGUCAUUGUCAACACCAAGGCCGCUGAAGCCCCGCCCUCUCAAGCAACACUGUCCAAUGUCGGCACCAAGACUGCCGAAGCCCCAACUGGUGCUACCCAGCCUGUAACGACCGCGGCGACCGGAUCUGCUGCUUCUGUUAUCAAGGGCAUGACCUUCCUGCAUUUUAUUCUAUUGGGCAUAUUUAUCUGA
This is a messenger RNA of Diaporthe amygdali, 2574 nucleotides long. RefSeq lists its product as uncharacterized. Lineage: Eukaryota; Fungi; Ascomycota; Sordariomycetes; Diaporthales; Diaporthaceae. The coding region runs from base 1 to 2574 and encodes 857 amino acids. The record is from RefSeq and is a predicted model, not a curated record. The transcript has 8 exons.